UUACCAAAGCGGGGGAUGACAGGAUUCGAAGAGGAGGAAUAUAUGAAAUGAAGGGCUUUGGGUUUGGGUUUGGUGUUUUUUUCCUCCUCCUUCCUCAAAUUCCUUGCCACACCCACAAAUCACACAGUUAGGGUUUUGAAACCUAUUCUCCUUCGCAAACUCCCAAAUCACAUAAACCCUCCAAAAUCCCUCUCUUCUACCAUCUCCUUCCAGUUCUCGCAGCUGUUUCCAGCUAUAUUUGUGAAAACCGAAAAGCAUAGCUCUUUUUUCCAUUCAUGUUUGUCAGAACUCAGAACACUGUGGGUAGUGUAUUUAGAAGAUGCAUAUUCUGUGUGGCAAAAGCUUGGUUUUGAUGUAACUAAUGUUCCUUUUAGCUCCGAUUUUAAUUGAGCGCAUUUAGAAGGAAUAUCUUCUAGCAUAGUUUGGUAAAUCAUUGGCUAUCAUCACCGGUUUCUGUUAGGUACUUACUACUCAGUGAUUUGGAAUGAAUGGGAUGACGAUUUCAGCUACAAGCAAUUCCUGCACCAUUAGAUUCAGUGGCAUUCUCCAGAAAGCAUUUGUGUCUCCAUGUGCUGGGAGUAGUUAUUGGAAAAGAAUUUUAAGAAAUCACUCCACAUGUGCUUCACUGGCGGUUUCUUCAGUUGUCCCAAUCAUUUUUCGGUCCUCAUCCUCUCCGGUGAUUGCUUCGAACCUUUCACAGUCUGAGGUCCAACAACGCUCAGACGAGUGGUUCGCGCUUCGUAAGGACAAGCUGACCACAAGCACAUUCAGUACUGCAUUGGGUUUCUGGAAAGGGAGCCGUCGUGUCGAGUUAUGGCACGAGAAAGUAUUUGCAACAGAAGUACAGGUCAUUGAAGCUUCCAAAAGAAACGCCAUGGAAUGGGGUGUGCAGAAUGAAUCAGCAGCUAUAGAUCAGUACAGAAAAAUCACAGGUCAUGAGGUGAGCACAAUGGGGUUUGCAAUGCAUGCGAAUGAGCGACUCGAUUGGAUUGGUGCCUCCCCGGAUGGUGUUCUAGGUUGCUUCCCCGAAGGUGGGAUAUUGGAAGUCAAGUGUCCUUACAACAAGGGCAAGCCGGAGACGGGGUUGCCAUGGUCAUCCAUGCCUUUCUAUUACAUGCCCCAAGUGCAGGGCCAAAUGGAGAUAAUGGAUUGCGAGUGGGUUGACCUAUAUUGCUGGACACCAAACGGAAGCACAAUAUUUCGGGUGCUCAGAGAACGCAGUUAUUGGGAGUUGAUACAUGGGAUUUUGCGCGAGUUUUGGUGGGAAAGCGUGGUUCCUGCCAAGGAAGCUUUGGUGUUGGGAUCUGAAGAGCAGGCCAAGUCAUAUAAGCCUGCAACUAGACACAAACAGACAGGUCUGGCUAUUGCCAAAAGCAUAAACUUGGCUAGCCAAGCAAAGCUACUAUGCAGAGAAAUUGCAGGGCAUGUUGAAUUCUAUAGCUGAUUGGUAUUUUCAAGUAAUAGGUUGAUUUUCCAUGAAUGCAUAGCCUAUUCUUUACAUAUGUAACAUUCUCAUGUUCAAUUACAAGUGUUAAUUAUUUAUUAAAUCAAAUUCGGUCCUUCAGAUUC
Molecule: messenger RNA, 1569 nt
Organism: Arachis ipaensis
Lineage: Eukaryota; Viridiplantae; Streptophyta; Magnoliopsida; Fabales; Fabaceae
Product: Restriction endonuclease, type II-like superfamily protein
Source: RefSeq, a predicted model, not a curated record